GUCUGAGGCGGCGGCGAUGAGGCGCGUGAAGGUGGUCUUGGGGCACCUGCAGGGCGGCGGCGGGGGGCGUCCCCGGCCCCAGGCGGCCCCGUGCCUGGCCCUCUCCUCCGCCCAAGCGCGCUCGGCUGCCGCCCCGGACGAUGUGGUGGUGGUCCACGGGCGGAGGACCCCCAUCGGGAAGGCCAAGCGGGGGGGCCUCAAGGAUACUACACCUGAUGAACUUCUGGCUGCUGUCAUGACGGCCGUCCUGAAAGAUCUCCAGCUGAAGGCUGAGGAGCUGGGGGAUAUCUGUGUGGGGAACGUCCUUCAACCUGGCGCUGGCGCACUAACAGCAAGAGUUGGACAGUUUCUAAGUGGCAUUCCAGAGACCGUUCCAUUGUCUUGCGUUAACAGGCAGUGUUCAUCUGGAUUGCAAGCAGUGAUCAAUAUAGCUGGAGGCAUCCGAAAUGGGUCUUAUGACAUUGGCUUGGCUUGUGGAGUAGAAAGCAUGUCUCUGCGCAGCGUGGGUAAUCCUGGGGACGUCAGCUCCCGUAUGAUGGAGAAUAGCAAUGCCCGAGAUUGCUUGAUCCCAAUGGGAAUAACUUCCGAGAACGUGGCGGAAAGAUUCGGCGUCACUCGGCAAAAGCAAGAUGCCUUUGCAUUGGCUUCCCAGCAAAAAGCAGCCCGAGCCCAGCAGAUGGGGUGGUUUAGAAACGAGAUUGUUCCUGUAACGACCACUGUCACGAACGACCAGGGCAAGCAGGAGACGAUCACAGUGCUCCAGGACGAGGGCGUCCGGCCAAGCACCACCUUGGAAGGCCUGACCAAGCUGAAGCCGGCCUUCAAGGAGGAUGGCACCACCACUGCCGGUAAUUCCAGCCAGGUGAGCGAUGGUGCUGCUGCUGUUCUCCUGGCCAGACGCUCCAGAGCAUCCCAGCUGGGCCUUCCCGUUUUGGGCGUGCUGAGGUCUUACGCCGUAGUUGGAGUUCCACCCGAUGUCAUGGGCAUAGGGCCAGCCUAUGCCAUCCCGGUUGCACUGGAAAAGGCUGGUUUGACUGUGAAAGAUGUUGAUAUCUUUGAAAUCAACGAAGCCUUUGCUAGUCAGGCCGUGUACUGCGUGGAGAAGUUGGGCAUCCCUCUGGAGAAGGUCAAUCCUCUUGGUGGCGCCAUCGCCUUGGGGCACCCCCUGGGCUGCACCGGAGCGCGGCAGGUUGUCACUCUGCUGAACGAGCUGAAGCGGAGGGGGAAGAGAGCCUACGGGGUGGUCUCCAUGUGCAUUGGGACAGGCAUGGGAGCUGCUGCGGUGUUUGAGUACCCAGGCAACUGACAGGCAGCGGCCUGACUCCUGGAAUGGUCCCGGUGCCCUGGCUUCACGAAUCCAUCCAAUGAAAAGAUGCUAACCAACACAGCCUGUGGGCGGAGUACGUCCCACAGCACCCCUCUUGCACACUGUCUUUCUACUUUUGGUGAUUCACGGCCCUGCCUGGCAGAGGCCCCGCCUCCCUCUAACUAUGGGGAGAAAUCAGCUAGUCCUUUGUUUCCCCCUGAAGAAUCUCGGCCUGCGGACCAGAAUGUGUGGGGCGCCCCAUUUAAGAUUGGUGAUGGGCAUAAUGCGUUGGGGGCAGGUAUUUUAAGCGCUGGGCUGCGAUCUGGGGAACCCAGGUUCGAAUCCCCACCUGUGCCGUGAAAGCUCGCAAGGGUGACCUUGGGCCAAUCACGUGCGCUCAGCCUACCCUACCUUACAGGGUUGUGAGAGAAGAAUGAUGUAAGCUGCUUUGGAUCCCUGUUGGGGAGAAAGGUGGGAUAAAAACAAAGCCAAUGAAUGGGAACUUGUAUCCAAGGGAUAUGGGAGUGCUGUUCUGGUUUCACAGUCUGAUCUGCGCAAGGAGAUCCCUUCCCCCUCAGGCCCUUUUGCAGAGAAAUCCCUUUCCUGAGCGACUUUAUGAAAUCUCAGGUACAGAAAACCGUAAAACUGCUGAGGAGGAGGGUUGAGGGUUUGCUUUGCUUUGGGAAGCGGCAUGCAAAGCAGCUUCUGGGUUGGAGAAAGCAGGUCAACGAAUCAGAGUUGGAGAGGAGAUCCUCUUGCAGAUGCAGCCUGGGUUUGGUGCAUCGAACACAUCCCAGGAUGGAUGUGAGUCCCGACUCUGGACCAAUGUAAAGACUUUUCUCAUCUGCUAACUUUGUACCUUUGGACUAAUUAAUUAAAUUUCAAUCAGUGCAA
Heteronotia binoei (common prickly gecko) is the source of this 2200-nucleotide messenger RNA. It is a transcript of the gene ACAA1, whose product is annotated as acetyl-CoA acyltransferase 1. The record is from RefSeq and is a predicted model, not a curated record. The transcript is spliced from 12 exons. Gene Ontology annotation, molecular function: acetyl-CoA C-acyltransferase activity. The coding region runs from base 17 to 1306 and encodes 429 amino acids. Lineage: Eukaryota; Metazoa; Chordata; Lepidosauria; Squamata; Gekkonidae. Gene Ontology annotation, biological process: fatty acid beta-oxidation; phenylacetate catabolic process. Gene Ontology annotation, cellular component: peroxisome.